This is a messenger RNA of Mus caroli (Ryukyu mouse), 7776 nucleotides long. RefSeq names its product ATPase copper transporting alpha (gene Atp7a). The record is from RefSeq and is a predicted model, not a curated record. Gene Ontology annotation, molecular function: ATPase-coupled monoatomic cation transmembrane transporter activity; ATP hydrolysis activity; ATP binding. NCBI's taxonomy places the organism in Eukaryota, Metazoa, Chordata, Mammalia, Rodentia, Muridae. Gene Ontology annotation, cellular component: membrane. Gene Ontology annotation, biological process: monoatomic cation transport.
UGGGAAAGCCGUCGAGGGAGGAGCUGCCGCCGCCUGCGCCUAGACUCUUCUGUGUGUGCGAGCGCGGAGGCUGCGUGCUGGUCAAUCGCUGCCGCCCGGCGCCCUGCGGAGCUCCAGAGCUCGAACCCCAGCCCUGGAAACCCAGGAAUGUAAAGACAUCAAAAUGGAGCCAAGUGUGGAUGCAAAUUCAAUUACUAUCACUGUUGAGGGAAUGACAUGUAUUUCCUGUGUCCGGACCAUCGAACAGCAGAUUGGGAAAGUGAAUGGUGUCCAUCACAUUAAAGUUUCACUAGAAGAAAAGAGUGCAACCAUUAUUUAUGACCCUAAACUUCAGACUCCAAAGACCCUCCAAGAAGCUAUCGAUGACAUGGGCUUUGAUGCUCUUCUCCACAAUGCUAACCCCCUCCCUGUCUUAACCAAUACCGUGUUUCUGACUGUUACUGCUCCACUGGCUCUGCCUUGGGACCAUAUCCAAAGUACAUUGCUCAAGACCAAGGGUGUGACUGGUGUUAAGAUUUCCCCUCAGCAAAGAAGUGCAGUAGUCACCAUAAUUCCAUCUGUGGUGAGUGCCAGUCAGAUUGUGGAGCUGGUCCCAGACCUCAGUUUAGACAUGGCAACUCAGGAGAAAAAGUCAGGAACUUGUGAAGAGCACAGCACACCUCAGGCAGGGGAAGUCAUGCUGAAGAUGAAAGUGGAAGGGAUGACCUGCCAUUCAUGUACUAGCACCAUUGAAGGAAAAGUUGGAAAGCUGCAAGGUGUUCAGCGCAUUAAAGUGUCCCUAGACAACCAAGAAGCUACUAUUGUUUUUCAACCUCAUCUCAUCACAGCAGAGGAAAUAAAGAAGCAGAUUGAAGCUGUGGGUUUCCCAGCCUUCAUAAAAAAGCAGCCGAAGUACCUCAAAUUGGGAGCCAUUGAUGUUGAGCGCCUGAAGAACACACCAGUCAAAUCUUCAGAAGGAUCUCAGCAAAAGAGCCCAUCAUAUCCCAGUGAUUCCACAACCGUGUUCAUCAUAGAGGGCAUGCAUUGUAAAUCAUGUGUGUCCAAUAUUGAAAGUGCUUUAUCUACACUCCAGUAUGUAAGCAGUAUAGUAGUUUCUUUAGAGAAUAGGUCAGCCAUUGUAAAGUACAAUGCAAGCUUAGUCACUCCAGAAAUGCUGAGAAAAGCAAUAGAGGCCAUUUCACCGGGGCAAUACAGAGUUAGUAUUUCAAGUGAAGUUGAAAGUACUGCCAGCUCUCCCUCCAGCUCAUCUCUUCAAAAGAUGCCUUUGAACAUAGUUAGCCAGCCUCUGACCCAAGAAGCUGUGAUAAACAUAAAUGGCAUGACUUGUAAUUCUUGUGUGCAGUCUAUAGAGGGUGUAAUAUCGAAAAAGCCAGGUGUAAAAUCCAUCCACGUGUCCCUCGCAAACAGCACAGGGACUAUUGAAUAUGAUCCUCUGCUAACCUCUCCAGAAACCUUGCGAGAAGCAAUUGAAGACAUGGGAUUUGAUGCUGCCUUGCCAGCAGACAUGAAAGAGCCACUGGUAGUGAUAGCUCAGCCCUCACUGGAAACACCUCUUUUGCCCUCAAGUAAUGAGCCAGAAAAUGUGAUGACGUCAGUUCAGAACAAGUGUUACAUACAGGUCUCUGGGAUGACCUGUGCUUCUUGUGUAGCAAACAUUGAACGGAAUUUAAGACGAGAAGAAGGAAUAUAUUCUGUACUUGUAGCCCUAAUGGCUGGCAAGGCGGAAGUAAGAUAUAACCCAGCUGUUAUCCAACCCCGAGUGAUAGCAGAGUUUAUUCGAGAGCUUGGAUUUGGAGCUAUGGUGAUGGAAAAUGCUGGGGAAGGCAACGGCAUCUUGGAACUUGUUGUGAGAGGAAUGACGUGUGCUUCCUGUGUCCAUAAAAUUGAAUCAACACUCACAAAACACAAAGGGAUCUUCUACUGCUCUGUGGCCCUGGCAACUAACAAAGCACAUAUUAAAUAUGAUCCAGAAAUUAUUGGUCCCAGAGAUAUUAUCCAUACCAUCGGAAGCUUAGGUUUUGAAGCUUCUUUGGUCAAGAAAGAUCGAUCAGCCAACCACUUAGAUCAUAAACGAGAAAUAAAACAAUGGAGAGGGUCUUUCCUGGUGAGCCUGUUUUUCUGUAUCCCUGUAAUGGGACUGAUGGUCUAUAUGAUGGUUAUGGAUCACCACCUUGCAACUCUUCACCAUAAUCAGAACAUGAGUAAUGAAGAAAUGAUCAACAUGCAUUCUGCUAUGUUUCUGGAGCGUCAGAUCCUGCCAGGACUGUCCAUUAUGAAUUUGUUGUCCCUUUUAUUGUGUCUACCUGUACAGUUUUGUGGCGGCUGGUACUUCUACAUUCAGGCUUACAAAGCACUGAAGCAUAAGACAGCAAACAUGGAUGUGCUGAUUGUGCUGGCAACCACCAUCGCAUUUGCCUACUCUCUGGUUAUUCUUCUGGUUGCAAUGUUUGAGAGAGCCAAAGUGAACCCCAUUACCUUCUUUGAUACACCUCCUAUGCUGUUUGUGUUUAUCGCACUAGGCCGAUGGCUGGAACAUAUAGCGAAGGGCAAAACCUCUGAGGCUCUUGCAAAGCUAAUUUCAUUACAAGCAACUGAAGCCACUAUUGUAACUCUGAACUCUGAAAAUCUCCUCCUGAGUGAAGAACAAGUGGAUGUGGAACUUGUACAACGUGGAGAUAUCAUUAAGGUUGUUCCAGGAGGCAAAUUUCCAGUGGAUGGCCGUGUUAUUGAAGGACAUUCUAUGGUAGACGAGUCCCUCAUCACAGGGGAGGCAAUGCCUGUGGCUAAGAAACCUGGCAGCACGGUGAUUGCAGGUUCCAUUAACCAGAAUGGAUCUCUCCUCAUCCGAGCAACACAUGUGGGAGCAGAUACAACCCUUUCUCAGAUCGUCAAACUUGUGGAGGAGGCACAAACAUCAAAGGCUCCUAUCCAGCAGUUUGCAGACAAACUCAGUGGCUACUUUGUUCCUUUCAUCGUCUUGGUUUCCAUUGUUACCCUCUUGGUGUGGAUUAUAAUUGGAUUUCAAAAUUUUGAAAUUGUGGAAACCUACUUUCCCGGCUAUAAUAGAAGCAUCUCCCGAACAGAAACCAUAAUACGCUUUGCUUUCCAAGCCUCUAUCACGGUUCUGUGUAUCGCAUGUCCCUGUUCACUGGGACUAGCCACUCCAACUGCUGUGAUGGUGGGCACAGGAGUAGGUGCUCAGAAUGGCAUACUUAUCAAAGGUGGGGAGCCACUGGAAAUGGCUCAUAAGGUAAAGGUAGUGGUAUUUGAUAAGACUGGAACCAUCACCCAUGGAACCCCAGUAGUGAAUCAAGUAAAGGUUCUCGUGGAAAGUAACAAGAUAUCACGCAAUAAGAUCCUGGCCAUUGUGGGGACUGCAGAAAGUAACAGUGAACAUCCUUUAGGAGCAGCUGUAACCAAAUAUUGCAAAAAGGAGCUGGACACUGAAACCCUGGGUACCUGUACAGAUUUCCAGGUUGUACCAGGCUGUGGUAUUAGCUGUAAAGUCACCAAUAUUGAAGGUUUGCUACAUAAGAGUAACUUGAAGAUAGAAGAAAAUAACAUUAAAAAUGCAUCCCUGGUUCAAAUUGAUGCCAUUAAUGAACAGUCAUCAACUUCAUCUUCUAUGAUUAUUGAUGCUCAUCUCUCAAAUGCUGUUAAUACUCAGCAGUACAAAGUCCUCAUUGGUAACCGGGAAUGGAUGAUUAGAAAUGGUCUUGUCAUAAGUAAUGAUAUAGAUGAAUCUAUGAUUGAACAUGAAAGAAGAGGUCGGACUGCUGUCUUGGUGACAAUCGAUGAUGAGCUGUGUGGCUUGAUUGCUAUUGCUGAUACUGUGAAACCUGAGGCGGAGUUGGCUGUACACAUUCUGAAAUCUAUGGGUUUAGAAGUAGUUCUGAUGACUGGAGACAACAGUAAAACUGCUCGGUCUAUUGCUUCUCAGGUUGGCAUUACUAAGGUGUUUGCUGAAGUUCUACCUUCCCACAAAGUUGCUAAGGUGAAGCAGCUUCAAGAGGAGGGCAAACGUGUAGCAAUGGUAGGAGAUGGAAUCAAUGACUCUCCAGCUCUGGCAAUGGCAAACGUUGGAAUUGCCAUAGGCACAGGCACAGAUGUAGCCAUUGAAGCAGCUGAUGUGGUUUUGAUAAGGAAUGACCUUCUGGAUGUUGUGGCAAGUAUUGACUUGUCAAGGAAAACAGUCAAGAGGAUUCGAAUCAAUUUUGUCUUUGCUCUAAUUUAUAAUCUGCUUGGAAUUCCCAUCGCUGCUGGAGUUUUUAUGCCCAUCGGUUUGGUUUUACAACCCUGGAUGGGAUCCGCAGCAAUGGCCGCUUCAUCUGUCUCUGUAGUCCUUUCUUCCCUUUUCCUCAAGCUUUACAGGAAACCUACAUAUGACAAUUAUGAGUUGCAUCCCCGGAGCCACACAGGACAGAGGAGUCCUUCAGAAAUCAGUGUUCACGUUGGAAUAGAUGACACCUCAAGAAAUUCUCCAAGGCUGGGUUUGCUGGACCGGAUUGUCAACUAUAGCAGAGCCUCCAUAAAUUCACUGCUGUCUGACAAGCGCUCCCUGAACAGCGUUGUUACUAGUGAACCUGACAAGCACUCGCUUCUGGUGGGCGACUUCCGGGAAGAUGAUGACACUACACUGUAAAAAGCCUUGGGGGAUGCUGCUAGUUAAAGCUCAUGUGCACUGACACAGCACUUACGUUGAUAUAGAAGGAUCUUCUGUCAAUCUCAUGCUCUUACGUGCAGGAUUCUAUCUGAGUUGUAUUUGGUAAUGGUGAAAAUAUCUUUCUCAGGGCAGGAGCUCUGAACCUGGCAUUAUCUAAAAGAAAUUCCCAGCAGUUUUUGUUUCAUUAGUGAUACAGAGGGGAGAAUAGUGAGUUUAGAACAAGCUCUAUAGUUAGAAGUUGCUAAUGUGCUGCUAAUAUGGCAGAUCAUUUUUAUUUGACCAAAAAAAAAAAAAGUGCCCAAAGACAGGACGAUUAAAAAUGUGAAGAUUUGAGAGCAUGAUUUUGAGGGUAUUCUUGAGCCUAUAUACUUGCCCCACUGGGGAGCAAUGGCUUUCAAAGCACUGUACAAAGCACCUAGUUUAGAAGGAAAACAGUUGCAACUGUCUCAAAAUAGAUGUGCCUUAUUUAUUGUAGGCUUGCUUUCACCUCAUAAUUCAUGUGCCAUUGUCCUUUAGUUCCUAAGAGCCUACAGGAUGGCUUUUGUCACCUCCUUUCAAGUGAGCCAAGUUUAGGUGGUUUUUCCUUGAUAAAAAUAACUGACAACAAUCUCUUGGAAUGAGGCAGGAGGAUUACAAGUUCAAAGCCAGACACUAAGACCCUGUCUUAAAACAUUGUCGUAGCUGACAGCUCUUCUGAAAUCUUACUUUUCAUCUCAAAAUCUUCCUUCAGUUUCCCCAGCCCUGUGCUAGCUUUCAGUUCGUCUUUGUUCACAGUAGAUGCAGUCUCUCCAUCAGUCCCAGUCUAGAAACUUAGAACCUCUCUCACUGAGAAAUUCUUCAAAGAUUAACACUAAUAUAUUAACAUAUACGGGCCAUAGAAAUGUAUGUGGUCUCAUUAAAUUCAUCUUUUGGGAUAUAAUCACUUGGCUGGUAUAUUAUAAUUUAAUAAAAUUUUAGUCACCUCUGUUUUAAAUAACUUAUCAAAAUGACUUUAAAAUAUUCUCAUCACACAAAGCUGCUUUUAUCAAAAUACACACCAAACUGUAAUAAAGAAAUCAGAAUAUUCCUGGUUUAUGAUAUCUUGUAGUUAAGUAUGUUGUUCUAUCAUUCAAAAUAUUUGUGCUUAUAAACUCUUAAUCUUUUAUUUUCAUGCCAUAUUUUAAGCUACUAGCAUAAUGUCUAACAUAUAAUUUGUGCUCUGAAAAUGUUCAUUUCUCCUUUUCAAGUCAAUAUUGAGUAUAAAAAUCAUUUUUUAUAUUACUGGAAUAUAAAGUGAAAUGGAGAAUGGGUUUUGUCCACUCCACCACUUUUCUCUCUUAUUCCUUCACACCCAACACCCACAAACGUUUACAUUUUUCAAUGCUGUCUUUCCAGAUUUGGAAAAGACCUAACUUCUAUCUUAGCUAUCUUAGAGAGGUGAAACUUUUGAUGAAGGUGCUAUUAAUCUAGAAAGGCAAACCUGUUUUAAUGAAGUAUGAAUAAGUUUAUAUGCUUAAACUGUAUUUUAAACCAAUACUUAUGCCGUCUUAAGAGUUUGAGUUUGUAUAUUUGUUUCUUAAUUCUAGCAGAUCAUCAUAAUAUAGCUCAUUGGCUUCUAGAAGAGAGAGCUAAACUAUAGAUGUCUAGUAGUUUUUUCUUGCUCUGGAUCCAAAUUGAGAACAUAAGUCCCCUAGUCGUCAGCCAGUUCUGUAUAUGUUGUUGAGUCCUCCUCCUCCUGCCUCCACGUCAAGCUAUAGGGCAGUGAGAACAGCAUUUCAGGUCACACUACCAGAAAAGAACCCGUUUGAGAGAGGCUGAAUUCCUUAGAGAGGAGGGUCAUUUAGAGAGGAGAUCAAGCACGUUACUUUCAGUUGGCCACUGGUUUAAGUAAUGGGCCACUGCUCAGAACAGGUUUUGUUAGUGCAUGUAUGUGUGUGUAUGUGUAUGUAUACACACAUGUAUAUACAUACAUACAGAGAGAGACAGCCAGAGAGACAGAGAGGGAGAGAGAGCAUACAUCUUUUGAGGUUCUUUAUACUUUCCUUGCCACUCUUCUGAAUUCACUCAGCAACCAUUGUCCCUGUCAGAAGGCGCCAUGGACACUUUGCUGUCCAGUGCUAAUGCGGAUUCAGCUAGGGGCCACCUUUUAACUUAAAUAUCCAAAGAUGCCUUUUGAAUUUAAGAUUAAAACACAGCUAGAAUAUUUACUCUUGUAGUUUGAAAAGGAUCGUUGUUAGGUGUGAAAUAGAAAUGUUGCUUUUCCUACUUUAGUAUCACCAUUUUAGGAAGUUACAUUUGAUGCCUUAUGAACAAAUAAUUUUAUAUUAUGCUUUAAUUUUUUAAAAAUUUUCCUUCAUUCAGAUAGAUAUAGAGAAUGAUUGAAAUAGCACUAUAGACACGAUGUUUCCAAAAAUGUGACUGUGCAUAUAUUUUCUGUACACAGCUUAAAAUCAAAAACGUAUAGUAGAGGAUUUUUCCAUUAUGUGUAGAUUCUGUUUUAAAAUUAUUUUUCAUAUUUAUUUUACUUAUUUUACUCUACUUUGUUAUUUUUUUGUAUGAGGCAUCUGGUUAAAGCUUAAGCUGCUUCUCUUCUUCCUCCUCCUCCUCCUCUUCCUCUUCUUCUUCCUCCUCCUCUUCUUCCUUCUCCUCCUCCUUUUUAUACAGACAUUCCUCAUAAUCACUCCUUUGAGUUAUUUUGCUUUCUGUAUUAAAAAAACAUACUUCUUUACCAAAUAUCGAUAGAUAGAUAGAUAGAUAGAUAGAUAGAUAGAUAGAUAGAUAGAUAGAUUCAUGCCAAAUCUUUACCAACUUUUACACUAACUUUCUUAAGUCCUUUCGUCUGGUAUGAGUAGCUAGCUAUAACACAAAGCAUGAAUUCUUAUUUCUCAAUCACAUUAGCUUCUUUAAUGAUGUUGAUAAUAAUUGACUUUUGUAGCCAGAGCCAGGUGUCUCAAUCUUGUGUUUUUAAAGAAAUGUAUUAUGAAAUUUUGGUUAGAAUCCAAAACAGGAGCGGGCAACUUUGUGCAAUAUUUCGUUUCUGUAGUUUAGUUUGUUUUUUCUCAUGUGCAUGUAAUUGAUAUUUCUGCCGAAGAUGUGCCUUCAACUUUAUAAUUAUAGUGUUGUUUAAAAAAAAA